GAAUGUUUUUUUAUUUUUCUUUAUUUUGGGCUUUUCAUUUUUUUUAUAUAUAUCUGAUAAUUAAGUUCAUUCGUGGUUUUCCAUUUCCGAGAACGAGACGAUUAACCAAAAAAAUAAAAUAAAAAAACAAUAUAAAAUUCAUAACUUUUUCGGAAUUGAAAAUUCGCUAUUCAUUCCUUGAACCUGAAUUUCUGGGUUUCUUAAUUAUUGCUUGGUUGAGCUUUUUUGGAUUACCCUUUACUCACAAUUCUCAUUCUGUCGGAUGAUCUCUUAGCACCCUUUUCACCCAAGUUAACUUCUCUUCUGGGAUUACAGAAAAAAAAAAAAAAAAAGGGAGAAAACCAGUUCUUUGUUCGUUUUGAUUCCUCCACUUCAAUAUUCUUUCCACUCUCGGAUUUUUGGGUAGGUCUUGUCUAAUGGGGACGCAUAAGCAAUCACCGUGUUUGGACUUUCUUGUAUACUUUUUGGACUCUCCUGGUUGUCACUACAGUAAAUUGCUUCAAGUUCUGAAUAAUUAGUCAACCAUCUGUUAAGCGACAAGAUUCAGUGAGUCUCAGGAUAUGGGAUGUCUGGUGUCUACACCGAAGGAUUCUGGAGGAAAUAGAAGGAGACCAGGAAAUAUUGGGGAUGUUUCUGUAUACGUUCCUGGUUUACGGAUUCCUAAACCUGUUGAUUUCUCGCAGUCACUUGGUGAUCACUUAUCCAAGAGUUUAGUUGAACAUCUCUCUGCUUUGAGGACACGCAUAGUUGUAAUGGCUGGCCAAGAAGGUCCUACAAUUACGAGAACGAGGAGAAAAACUGCUACCCAACAUGGUGGCUCUACGGUAGCUGAUCUUCAGCAGGCUCUAGAAGAUUACUUGCCUGUUCUUUUGGGAUUAGUAAAAGAUGGAAGCCAGCUACAACACAAGGUACAAUUUAUAUGGAUAAAUCAGGAGGAUGAAGUGGAGGAAACAGCCAUGUCUAAUGCUUGGUAUGAAGUGUUGUCAAUUUUACAUUUGAUGGCGAUGCUGUCAUUAUCACAGGCGAACCUAUUACUGCUUCCCAGAACAUCUGCUGAUGGUUAUCAGCCAAAAGUAUCAGAAGAGAGUAGACGAGCAUCCAUUGAUGUUUUCUUGAAGGCUGCAGGAUACCUUGAUUGUGCUGUUCGACAUGUUCUCCCACACUUGUCUUCUGAACUCAGGAGAAAUCUACCAGUCGACCUAGCAGAAGGAGUUCUUCGAGCUCUUUGCCUACAAGCAUUAGGACAGUGUAAUGAUAUUCAACUUGGAAUGGCAAUUGAUAGUACAAAAGCCACUCUUGCUGUGAAGCGAAGGCUUGCAUGUGAGAUGGUAAAAUAUUGGCAGCAGGCUCAAGAUAAUAUUAUGAACCUUCCACUAACAAAUGGUUGGGGGGAAAAGCAUCGUCUCUUUGUGAAGUGGAAAUAUGUUGAAUCAAAGGCUGCGGCAUAUUACUAUCAUGGUUUAAUCCUUGAUGAGGGGAACACAGAAAAGUCUCAUGGGAUGGCUGUGGCUGCUCUGCAAGCAGCAGAUGAAUAUUUCAAAGAAAGUAAAAAGGCAUGUGAGGCAUUUAAUGCAUCUCCUCCUCUAUCAAGAAAUCCGCCACUUUGGGGAACCAUGAAGUAUCUCUCCGAGAAAAUUCCAAAAGAUACUUCAUGCAAAGUACGGAUAAACCGGGAUAUUUACUCUCAUGACAAAAUCAUGGAGACGGCACCAACGUUGCCAGACUUUGCUUUGGCCCUGAAACCUGAUGAAUUCAUACUUCCUCCGGUGGACUAUUCUUGGAAUGAGGGACACAUAAACAGGGGACAGAUUGGCUUAAGCCAGCUUAGGAAUGAUAAAAGAUGAGCAAACUUUCUUGAUAAAAUAGUUAGGAGGAUGGAAUCCAAAUCAUGGAUUGGAUGGUCAUUCAAGGCCGGGUGGACUAUUCUUCAACUGGAGGGUCAAAAGCCCGCUUUACAGUUUUUUUUUUUUUUUUUUUUAAAGAUUCAUUUUUUUCCCCAAAAAAAAAAAAAAAAAAAAAAUUGAAGAAGAAGAAGAAGAAGAAAGAUCCCUUUUGCCUAUAUUUCUCUUGAUGGAGGUUUGGAAAAGUUUCUGUUGUGUGUAAAUUGUAAAUUGGCUACUGGUGGUGGGAAAAAGAAAGAAUGAUGUCUUUGCAAAUUCCCAAUAAUGUGUAUGCCUUUUGGUUCCUCAUUAAAAAUGUGAAAGUCAUUAACAUCAAUCCUCUGCUAAUAAUGUAUGUCUUUAGAUUAAGAAGGAAGGAUUGUUCUAUUUAUCAAUAAUCCGAAUAGAAUUACAUCUGUUGUUGAACAAAUAUUUAUUUCCAGGAGAUAAAUGGAAUCUUGUUUCCUUC
Molecule: messenger RNA, 2349 nt
Organism: Ziziphus jujuba (common jujube)
Lineage: Eukaryota; Viridiplantae; Streptophyta; Magnoliopsida; Rosales; Rhamnaceae
Exons: 13
Coding region: 561-1844 (427 amino acids)
Source: RefSeq, a predicted model, not a curated record